Messenger RNA from Australozyma saopauloensis, 1866 nucleotides. RefSeq lists its product as uncharacterized. Bases 1 to 1866 code for a protein of 621 amino acids. Lineage: Eukaryota; Fungi; Ascomycota; Pichiomycetes; Serinales; Metschnikowiaceae. The record is from RefSeq and is a predicted model, not a curated record. The transcript has a single exon.
AUGGCAACACUACAAACUCUUCAGUCUAAUGUUCUUGCUGAUAUUCUCUGGUUUCUACCACAGCAACUGCUUCUUAAUCUUGCUCUAACAAAUUUCCACUUCUACGAGCCAUGCUUGAAGCAACUCUACAGAAACAUAGUUGUUCAGAUAAACCCGCCAUUGCAGCCUCUGGCUGAUGCAGGGAAACGGAUGGGUCUUGGAUUCAUAGACCUGUCGAAGACCACUAUCUGCGGGUUUUCGCUGGUUUCCAAAUCUAGAGAUGCCCAUCUCAAGAUGCUUCAUGCUAAGCUACAGACAUUGGUAAUCUCUCUUCGGGUCAAUCCAAAAUUGGCAGAGUACAUCGAGACAAUCGAGACUCGAGGGGCUUUUCCGCCCGAAAUUGUGUCUGUUUUAGAGCAGUUUUUCAGCUUAUUGGCACUCAUUCCAAACUCAAUUUCGAAGAUCUAUAUUGGAGAGGCUACUCUUAGAACCCGCUUGGACUAUCAAUCGUGGAAUAGUUCGUUUGCUCUCACUUCUGUCACUAUUGACGAUUUGAGUCAGCUCGAUUCCCUAGGUACCCACUUUCCGUCGGUGAGAGAAGUAAUUGUUGCAGGAACUGGCAAGACUACAUCGCUUUCUCCAAGCGUUAUUCCAACGCUCAAGCAAUUGCAGCGCUUGUCCAUUAGGGACGAAUUGCUUGUGUACAGUGUAUUCACUGGUGCCCUUUGGGACCUAUACAAACAAUCCCCAUUCAUGCUAGAGAAACUUAGGACCUUCAACGUGGUGCAUGACCACGACAAUUGGACUCAUGGUUUUCCCUACAUCAACUUCAAUACGCUCGAAAACUUUCAGGUCUCUUUAGGUUGCAAUCAUUUCCACAGCUGCAACCAAGAAUGUUUGGAAUCUGGUCUCUUACGCUUUGAGUUUCUGUCUCUCAAGCGCUUGUCAAUCAUUCAGAAUACGCAAUACAAAUACAACAACCAUACUAAUACUGAAAAAUGGGAUCUUGUUGUAUUUUCUUUCAUUGAAACCAUUGUGGAGACUUCUGACACCCUCACGUACCUCAGCAUUAGACAUAAUGUUCCUCCUGACGGAAACAUAGACGAUGGUAUAGAUGGUCUAUACCUUCGUAAAGUCAAGUUGUAUACUCACAUUUUACCAGCAUUAUUGGCAAAUAUAAAGUCCCAUGUUGUGAACUUGGUACUUCCCAAUUUCAUGUCGAGUCUUGCCUGCUAUGAACAGGCAAUGAAUACCCUCAUGUGGAUUGGAUGCAAGUGCACACAUUGUCAAAAGUACUUGGAGCUUUUGGAUCAAUUUCUCUUGUAUCAUAGAUACUACAUCAGAGAUAAAGGGGUCUUCAAGGAUUUGCAAACCACACAGUUAAUAAGAUCUAUGAGCGAGGUGCUCUCGGACCGAAUGGAGUACGAUCAUAACUUGGGUGAUUUGUUCCAGCUCUUUCAACCCAUGCAAAACACCACUUGGAAUUUCCACGACAAUAAGUUUAGUAUACCCUUCAGAUGUUUACCCGCCAAGACGUAUGAGAUUGAUGAAAUGGAGGAUGAGCUGCAAGAGGCAUCCGAGGAGAAAGAAAAGUACUUUGACGCAGUUGAAACCCCCAAUGAUUGUGUUUUUUUGCAUCGCGAGAAGUUUACACCAAACUACACAACAGUCAUUGCACAUUUCAUCGAUGAGUUGGUCCGCAAAAUGGUCCACUUGAACCGAGGAAAUGCUGAAGAUGUCGAUAUGGCAUUGAAAGGAGAAAUUUACGAUGCCUACAGUGAGAUGAGGAUCAACAAAAUCGUCAUCAAUGGAAUGGACUACAACUUUGACCAUGAGCUAAAUGGUACCAUCUUCUUCACAAACUCUUAUGAUACCUACGACCCUUAA